AUAUUUAUUCCCAACGUAUUAAGUGCUAGUAUAUUAUUCUAUUAAUCAUUUUAACAUAUAAUGCAAUUUUUCUAUAAAAGAUUUUUCCUUUUCCUUUUUCAUAAAGGUUUCCUGAACUUUUAUGGUACUAAUUACUAAACCACCAUCCUAAUAAUUUCCUAAAAAAAAACCACUAUCUCCCUAAAAAGGAAACAACAAGAUAAAAUACCAACACCCAAAAAGGAAAAAAUAGGAGCACCCAAAAUCCACCAUUAAAAUUAAAGUAUAAUUAUAUCAUUUCAUGUAUAGGAGGAGUAUCCUAAACAUAUCAUAUCCUACUUGUUAUUAUCAUUUAAUAAAAGAGAGAAUACAUACAGUAAAUUGAGUCAAUUCUUAAACGGUCAAUUCCAUACGGUUGUCAUUUUUCAAUAGAUAGUAUAUAGAUUCCCAUUUUGUCAUUAAAAUAUUCAUUAAGCCAGCCAGGUAAUGAGAUGCCUUUUCAAUAUCCAAUGCUACAAAUGUUCCAUAAUCAUAUUUCUACAUGCUUAUAUCUAUAUACAUAUAUAUAUAUGUUACAUGUAACCCCCAACUUUCACUAGUAUAGACUUACUCUGCUUUUCAUCAUGCCCAUUCCUCCAUAUAUACUUUCUCUUUCUCUUUCUCUCAAAGAAAGAUUAUUUCUCUUCUAAAGAAAAAACAGAGCAAAAUACAGAGAGAGAGAGAGAUGGGAGGUGGGAAUUCAUGGAGAAAGAUGAAGAACUCUCUAAACGACACCGUUUCAAAGAGCUUUAUAGGUAAAUACUUCAAGUUAGAAGCAAGAAAGAGUUGUUUCACCACAGAACUUCGAGCUGGGCUAGCCACUUUUCUCACCAUGGCUUAUAUUAUAACAGUCAACGCAACCAUCAUCGCCGACUCAGGAGGGACUUGUUCCGUUGCCGAUUGUUCCGCUCCGGUCAACCAGGCUGCCACGUCAGAUUGCAUGGUCACGCCCAACGCUGGUUACCAAGCUUGUCUUUCAACAACCAAGAGUGACCUCAUUGUGGCCACUGUUCUAUCAGCCAUGGUGGGUUCCAUUGCUAUGGGAGUCUUGGCCAACCUUCCUUUGGGCCUCGCUCCUGGAAUGGGCCCAAAUGCUUAUCUUGCUUAUAACUUGGUGGGCUUUCAUGGAACAGGCCCAAUGUCUUACCAAACCGCUCUAGCUGUGGUUUUGGUCGAGGGAUGUGUGUUUCUUGCUUUAUCUGCACUUGGGCUCAGGGCUAAGCUGGCUAGGCUCAUACCUCAUACGGUUCGGCUUGCUUGUGCUGCGGGAAUUGGGCUUUUUAUUGCCUUUGUGGGCCUUCAGGCCCACCAAGGAAUAGGCCUUAUUGGGCCGAACUCAUCUACAUUGGUUACCAUCACUGCUUGUUCCAAAACAAACCCAGAGACCGGUGAGUGCCUUGGUGGGACAAUGAGAAGCCCAACAUUUUGGUUGGGAUCAGUUGGUUUCUUAGUUACAAGUUAUGGCUUAAUGAGAAACAUUAAAGGUAGUAUGAUUUAUGGUAUUCUUUUUGUGACAUUGGUAUCAUGGUUUAGAAACACUUCUGUUACAUAUUUUCCUAGUAAUCCACUUGGUGACACAAAAUUUGAGUAUUUCAAAAAAGUGGUUGAUUUUCAUGAAAUCCAAAAAACAGCCGGGGCCAUUAGCUUUACAAACUUUAACACAAGUGAGGUUUGGGUGGCAUUAGUGACCUUAUUGUAUGUAGAUGUUAUGGCCACAACAGGCACAUUGUACACUAUGGCUGAAAUUGGAGGCUUUGUAAAUGAGCAAGGAAGCUUUGAAGGUGAGUACUUGGCAUACAUUGUUGAUGCAGGAUCAACUAUUGUUGGCUCAACACUAGGAGUUACAACAGUUGCCACAUACAUAGAAUCUGCGGCCGGGUUGAAAGAAGGCGGCCGGACGGGGUUAACAGCUGUUGUCAUCGGUUUCUGCUUCUUCGUUUCGCUUUUCUUCACUCCUCUUCUUUCAAGUGUUCCUCCAUGGGCCAUAGGGCCUUCACUCGUCAUGGUUGGUGUGAUGAUGAUGAAGGUGGUGAAGGACAUAGAUUGGAGCAACAUGAAAGGGGCAAUUCCUGCUUUUAUGACAAUACUACUGAUGCCACUUACAUAUUCAAUAUCAAAUGGUAUUAUUGCUGGGAUUGGGCUUCAUAUUGCUCUUAACAUGUAUGAUUAUUUUGUUGGGUUGAGUAAGUGGUUGAUGAUAAUGAGAAAAGUGUUUGUGAAAGAGCAUAAUCAAGUGUCUGCUACAACUGUUGCAGACCCAACCAUUGAAAUCAUCUAAAUGUAUAAACUUUCAAGGUGUGGUGGGAAUUGGGAAAUCUAGAAAGACUCAUUUUUAGAUUUGUAGACAUUAGUUGAUCUAUUAGCCAUUGGUGUACAAGGGAAUCUUUCAAAUUUCAAUGUUAACUUUGUAUAGACAUUGGUAGUGAAUCAAAAUGUGUAUUUGCUUUCAUCCGUACUUAUUUUGUAGUUUUGUCUGAGAUAGGCUGUGAGAAUAUAACUGUUGUACCUUUUUUUUUUAAUACAAAUAGAUGUAAAAUUAAGGACAAAGCUUAUAUGAGAUAAUAAAAAUUGGAGAAAUUCAAGAUCA
Molecule: messenger RNA, 2605 nt
Organism: Cannabis sativa
Lineage: Eukaryota; Viridiplantae; Streptophyta; Magnoliopsida; Rosales; Cannabaceae
Product: adenine/guanine permease AZG2
Exons: 1
Coding region: 704-2296 (530 amino acids)
Biological process (GO): transmembrane transport
Cellular component (GO): plasma membrane
Molecular function (GO): purine nucleobase transmembrane transporter activity
Source: RefSeq, a predicted model, not a curated record